Perognathus longimembris pacificus (Pacific pocket mouse) is the source of this 2994-nucleotide messenger RNA. RefSeq names its product 2-oxoglutarate and iron dependent oxygenase domain containing 1 (gene Ogfod1). Gene Ontology annotation, cellular component: cytoplasm. The coding region runs from base 61 to 1692 and encodes 543 amino acids. Lineage: Eukaryota; Metazoa; Chordata; Mammalia; Rodentia; Heteromyidae. Gene Ontology annotation, molecular function: L-ascorbic acid binding; peptidyl-proline dioxygenase activity; iron ion binding. The record is from RefSeq and is a predicted model, not a curated record. Gene Ontology annotation, biological process: regulation of translational termination; peptidyl-proline hydroxylation. The transcript is spliced from 13 exons.
AGUAGUUUCUGCCGGGAAAUGGCUGCUUGAUCGGCACGGCGCGGCUUCUUACCUUGAGAAAUGAGUGGCAAGCGGCCCGCCAUGGUGGACGUGGUCUGGGUGAGGAAAAGGGAAAAGAAGGAGGUGAUAGCAGCGUUUUCGGACGCUGUGAAGGAGAAUGGUGUGAAGAAGCAAGUGGCCGAGGCGUGGAGCCACAGGACGCCCAUCAGUCACGAAGCUAUAGUCAUGGACAUGGACCCUUUUCUUCACUGUGUGAUCCCAAACUUCAUCCGAAGUCAAGAGUUCUUGGAAGGGCUUCAGAAGGAACUUUUGAACUUGGACUUCCAUGAAAAGUAUAAUGAUUUAUAUAAGUUUCAGCAGUCUGAUGAUUUGAAGAAGAGAAGAGAGCCUCAUAUCUCAGCCUUAAGGAAACUUCUGUUUGAAGACUUCCGGACCUGGCUCUCUGACAUUUCUAGCAUUGCCCUGGAAUCAACCAUUGACAUGUCUUGUGCCAAAUAUGAGUUCACUGAUGCCCUUCUCUGCCAUGAUGAUGAGCUGGAAGGACGCCGGAUUGCCUUCAUUCUCUACCUGGUUCCUUCCUGGGACAUCAGCUUGGGGGGCACCCUGGACCUGUACAGCACUGAUGAACACUUUCAGCCGAAGCAGAUUGUCAAGUCUCUUGUCCCUUCGUGGAACAAACUGGUUUUCUUUGAAGUGUCUCCAGUAUCCUUUCACCAGGUGUCCGAAGUUCUGUCUGAAGAAACAUCACGCUUGUCUAUAAGUGGCUGGUUUCAUGGUCCUUCAGUGGCCAGGCCUCUCACCUACUUUGAACCCUGUAUACCUCGAAACCCUCACAUCCCUCAUGAUCAUGAAAUUUUGUAUGAGUGGAUCAACCCUACUUAUCUGGACAUGGAUUACCAAGUUCAAAUCCAAGAAGAGUUUGAAGAAAGGUCUGAAAUUCUCCUGAAGGAAUUUCUUAAGCCUGAGAAAUUCACAAAGGUCUAUGAGGCUUUGGAGAAAGGAGAUGUGGAAUGGAGUAGCCGUGGUCCCCCUAACAAAAGGUUUUAUGACAGAGCUGACGAGAAUAAGCUCCCUGACAUCCUGAAGGACUGCAUGGAGCUGUUUCGCUCUGAGGCGUUGUUCUUGCUGCUCUCCAACUUCACAGGCCUGAAGCUUCACUUCUUGGCCCCUUCAGAAGAUGAGGCUGAGACAGAAGUAGCCUGUGCUGCUGAUAGCACUGAAGAAGGUACUAGCCAUACCUCCUCACUGCCUGAGAAGAAUCAGGUAGCCGUAAGCAGCAGCCAGCAGAGCAGUGAACAUGUAGACCCAGACCCAAGCCCAGACCCAGAGGAAGAUGAAGCAAAGAAAGAGUCAAGUGUUCCCACAUGCCAAGGAGAACUGAGGCGUUGGAAGCCUGGCCACUAUACCUUAAUCCACGACAACAGCAAGACUGAAUUUGCCUUGGACCUACUCUUCUACUGUGGCUGUGAAGGCUGGGAGCCAGAAUAUGGUGGCUUUACUUCCUACAUUGCCAAGGGUGAAGAUGAAGAGCUAUUAACAGUGAGUCCAGAAAACAAUUGUCUCGCAUUGGUCUACAGAGAUCAGGAAACUCUGAAAUUUGUCAAGUAUAUUAACCAGCGAAGCCUAGAACAAAAGAAAACCUUGCCCGACAGGACUGGUUUCUGGGACUUUGCAUUUGUCUAUUAUGAAUAACAGGACUGACUGGGCAAACUGACAAAAAAAAGGCGAGGCUUCGUCCAUGCUGUGAAGGCUGGAAGAGCAGUGCUGGAGGAAAGGUGGCCAGGCCGACGCUCUUCUCCAAAUGGAUUGUCUCUGCCAGGCUGGUGGCACAUGUCUGUAAUUAUAACACUCAGGCAGGAGGCUGAGGCAGAUUUUGAGUUGGAGGCCAGCCCGGGCUGCCUUUCAAUAAAACACAAUGUUGUCUGAGCUAGGCACUAUGUAUUUAUUUUUUCAUUUAAAAGGGGAAUUCAUUUUCAUUGGAUUUUUCAUCUUCUGAUUUUUUUUUAACUUCAGGGAUUUUGUGGGGACAGAGGGUAAAAAUUGCUAUGUAAGCCCAAACUGGCUUUGCCACUCUCCUCAGCCUCAGGUCUGUACCACCAUACCUAGCCAGCUUAAUCAUUUGUUUUGGUUUUAACUUCAAUCAGAAUGAUCCCUUCUAUGUAAAUGUACAGUUCAGUAGUAUUGAGUAUAUUCACAUUAUUGUACAGUCAUCACCAUCAGUAACCAAAAUAUUUUCAUCUUCCAAACGAAAACCCUGUGCCCAUUGCACAGUAACUCCCCACUCUUCUCAUGCUUUCUCUGUUAACGUGACUAUGAAUAUUCCUCCUCAGUGUAAAUGAUGCAGUCUUUGUCCUUUUGUGAUUGAUGGACUUAACUUCCCUUAACAGGGUACCUCCAAGUUCCUCAGUGUUUCCAGUGAUUUUUCUUUUUUACUCUGAUUGCAGAUUCUAUUCUUCCUAAUCACACUGGUCUAGAAAAUUACAGAACCUUGGCCCUGAUCCUUCUGGGCCUUCAAGUUCUGAUAUAGUUUGGUGCAUUACAGGUAUCCCUCUGCCCCCACUGCCUGUGGGCUGUUCCAGUGACUUGGGGCAGGCUCAUGAUGUGUGACGUGCCUCCCUUGGAGGAGGUUUGGCUGAAAACCACAUAGCCCCGAGAAAAUAGAGGUUGCUAAGAGGACAAGCCUUUAGUGCCAUAUGUGGUUGUUUCCAGGUGCCCACUGCGUUCACAAUGGAGCUUCUUCGUGAUUCCUUGACUUUUUGUGUAUGGCUUUUGUUUUCCUGAAUGCUGCAAUAUCAACUAUAGGACUUGCCUUUUUUUCCCCUUUGUUUUAAGAGAUCUGCUGCUAAGAAAUCAUACCAAAAUUCCAAAGGUUCAAGUAAAAGAACACAUCCCUACCAGGCACAAGACUCCAGUUCUUUCCUCAGAAUUGCUCAUAUUACUCCAGUUCUUUCCUCAGAGUUGCUCGUAUAACUAAUAAAUAAAAAUUUAAACUUG